Acanthosepion pharaonis is the source of this 2562-nucleotide messenger RNA. The record is from the annotation of a GenBank genome assembly. NCBI's taxonomy places the organism in Eukaryota, Metazoa, Mollusca, Cephalopoda, Sepiida, Sepiidae.
AUGAUCGCCAAAUCUGUAGAUCGCCAUGAAUCUGCCCUAGAAGUUUUACUUCGAUAUUAUGAUCAGCUUGUUACCAUUGAGAAUAAAUUGCCAGUGUCAGAAAAUCAGAUCAGAGUUCAGUUUAAAUGGAGAGAUGCAUUUGACAAAGAAUCUUUAUUCUCUGGCCGAAGAACCCUUGCUAUUGCAUCAGGCUUGUAUGAGAAGGUGUGCAUACUGUUCAAUAUUGCUGCCUUGCAAAGUCAAAUUGCAGCCACACAAAACCACGACAGUGAUGAAGGACUUAAAGUAUCAGUCAGGCUAUUCCAGCAAUCAGCUGGUAUUUUUGGUCACCUGAAAGACAUUGUCUUAUCCCACAUCCAGCAAGACCCAACUCCAGACUUAAAUCCUGACACCUUAGCUGCUAUCAGUGCCCUAAUGUUGGCCCAGGCUCAGGAGAGCUUCUAUCGGAAAGCCACAGCAGAUAAAAUGAAGGAAGCAAUGAUUGCCAAGUUGGCCUAUCAGUGCUCUGAUCUCUAUGCUGAUGCCAUGAAACUGUUGCAGCUGCAAACAAUUAAAGAGCUUUGGCCAAGAGAAUGGAUCCCAGUGGCUGUAAUGAAGCAGGCUGCAUUUCAUGCCCUGGCAGAAUAUUAUCAAAGUGUUGUUGCUCAACAGAAAAAGUUAUAUGGAGAAGAAAUUGCCAGAUUGCAGCAUGCAGAUGAACUAAUGAAGGCUUCCCAAACAAGAGGAAGUGGAAGCUUCUGCUUCCGUGCUGAACACAACCGAAUCUUGCGUGCUCUUGAAGCAGCCAAAAAGGAUAAUGACUUUAUUUAUCAUGACAAGGUUCCAGACACCAAAUCCUUGCCACCAAUUGGAAAAGCUCCAGUGGCAAAACCUAUUUUCCCUUCUUCCCCUUUGAGUUCUAACUUUAUAGAUCUCUUUGAGAAAUUGGUUCCAUUGCCUGUGCAUGAAGCAAUGGUUAGCUUUGAGAAUCGGAAGAAUCAAAUAAUCAACCAAGAAUGUGGUCGCUUAAAGGAGGCUACACAACUGCUGAAUGGUGUACUAGCCUCACUCAACCUUCCUGCUGCUAUUGAAGACCUGUCUGGUGACAGUGUUCCCACAUCACUGUUAGAGAAGGCUCAACAGCUGAGAGAUGGUGGAGGGGUUACUGCCCUUAACAAAAUGAUGCAAGACUUGCCUGAAUUAUUGGAACGUAAUAGGGAGAUCCUAAAUGAAUCGAGUAAGAUGUUAGAUGAAGAAGCCAACUGUGACUCUCAAUUAAGAGAACAAUUUAAGGAAAGGUGGACAAGAACUCCUUCCCAGAAAUUGACUGGGCCCAUGAGAAGUGAAGCUACUAAAUAUCGGCAAAUCUUAAACAAUGCCAUCCAGGCAGACAAGAUUGUGCAGGAAAAGUUUAACAAGCACAAAGAAGCAAUUAUGCUGCUGACAAAACCAGAGGAAGAGCUUCGAUCUGCUUUGCCCUCUGCUAAUCCAACAGCUGCCCUUAAGGACAGCAGUGUUGUCCAAGAAUUGCGCAAAUUAAUGGAAGAGGUUGAAACUAUCAAAGCUGAGAGAGAAGUUACAGAGAAAGAGAUCAGAGAUGCUACAUUUGAUAUGUCAAGCAAAUUCAUGCAUGCAAUGGCUCAAGAUGGUCUCAUUAAUGAGGAAUCUCUUGCUGUACCAGAACUCAAUAAAUAUUUUGGUCCUCUGCUUGGGCAAGUUUCUGAUAGUGUCAGUCGACAAGAGGCAAUCUUGAAUAAAAUACAGACUGCCAAUUCAGAGUUUUGUAAAGCAAAAGCCUCAAACCAGUCAGCUGGCAAAAGAGAAGCCAUGCUUAAAGACCUUGCUGCAGGCUUUGAUAUGUAUAUUGAAUUAACAGACAACCUCAAAGAAGGCACAAAGUUUUACAAUGAUCUUACGCCGUUAUUGUUAAGGCUUCAAAACAAGAUAUCAGAUUUUUGUUUUGCCCGUAAAACUGAAAAAGAGGAACUUUUAGCUGACCUUUCAAAGGAUAUUGUAAACCAACCUACACAACAGCCACCUCAAGCUCCUAAAUACCAACAAAACAGCACAUUGAAUACAUCUGACAAAAAGACCCCACCACCACGACCACCUCCACCCACUGUUAGUCAGGCAUACACACCAUCAGCUCCCCCCUCUAUUCCAUCUACUAGUGAACCUACUGCACCAGGUCAAGUAGGUGGCCCUCCUCCCUCAGGAGCAUCUCCUCCUGUAGCCCCUGGUGGUGGGAUCGCACCAGUUGCAGCCUCUGCCCCUGCCCCUCAGCCACAAGCAGGAGCUACAUCAUCUAAUUCCGCACAACAGCCACCACCACCUUAUUAUGGUGGUCAGCAACCUCCAAACUGGAAUGCUCCAUAUCCAGUUUAUAAUAUGAUGCCAAUGCCUUCCGGGUACAACCCAUGCAACCCUUACAUGAGCUACUGCCCACCAUCAUUCCAAGGGUACCCACCGCAACCCCAAUAUCCAUAUCCUGGACAGACCACCCAGUAUCCUCCGCAACAAACAUCUUUCCCUCCUCCUAAUUAUCCUGCUGGUUUUUCACAACAGCCUCAACAGUGGCCCUGA